Molecule: messenger RNA, 1236 nt
Organism: Abrus precatorius (Indian licorice)
Lineage: Eukaryota; Viridiplantae; Streptophyta; Magnoliopsida; Fabales; Fabaceae
Product: glucan endo-1,3-beta-glucosidase 12
Exons: 3
Coding region: 1-1236 (411 amino acids)
Biological process (GO): carbohydrate metabolic process
Molecular function (GO): hydrolase activity, hydrolyzing O-glycosyl compounds
Source: RefSeq, a predicted model, not a curated record
AUGUUGAAGAUGGGGUUGCUAUUUCCUCUCUUCUUUCUUUGUUCGUUGGGUCUUACUGUUACUGGUCAAGAAUCCAUUGAGUUCCUAAACCUCUGUGACGCAAGUGAUGACAUUUUGCGAGCCUCAUCGUCACACGGUGAGCUUCCCUUAGCUGUUUUGGUGAGUGGUGGAGACCUCAAUGGGGUAUCAAGGAGCAUUUUGUUGGCUGAAAGUUGGCUCAGACACAAUGUUCUUGCACAUUACCCAGCGGCAAAAAUCACCACCAUUGUCUUGAGAAGCCUUGCCUUCUGCCAACAAGACCAACAGCAACAGAAUCUCCCUGUAGUUCUGUCUUCUUUGAAGAAUAUCUAUCACUCUUUAAGGAGGUGGGGUUUGGAGAAAGAUGUUAAAGUUUCUGUUGCUUUUAAUUUGGACUGUUUGAGUCUAAACUCAGUUUCUUAUAACGAUGAUUUGAAAAUGGUCAAACCUGUGAUAGAUUUCCUCCAAAGUGUUAACUCUACAUAUUCUGUGAUCCCACAUUUAGCCUUCUCACAUUUUUCUGAUAAAAGUUUAAGCUUGGUGUCUUCCCACUUGGAGUCCAUGAAAAAGUUAGGAUUUUUCUAUCCCAACAGCAUAAAUGUUGUAGCCAUUGUUCCAAAUGUGGGAAAAACAAUAGCAAGAAAGCUUUCAGUUGUGGAUGCAAGCCUGAUAGGCGCAUUUCCAGUAAGGCCAGCUCCAAUGCCAGAUAUAGCUGGGCCCCCAUUAGGUUUCUCUGUCGGUCAUCCUUCUCCUUCCAAUGUACCAGUAAAACCUAUGCCUCCUCUAGCUCAAGUAGUUUCUUCUCCUCCUCCAAUGCCUUCUACCACUUUUGCCCCUGAAGAACCACCCUUUGUUGUUCCAGCUAGUUCACCUCAUGCUUCCACUUUGCCUCCUUGUAAUCCAAUCCACAGUGAGCCACCUUAUCCACAAAUAAUCCCGGUUCAGAAGCUGUGGUGUGUGGCUAAGCCUAGUGUUCCUCCAGAAACACUGCAACAGGCUUUGGACUAUGCUUGUGGAGAGGGUGGUGCUGACUGCAUGGAGAUUGAACCGCAGGGAAACUGCUACAAUCCCGACACUGUUGUUGCUCAUGCUUCUUAUGCUUUCAACAGUUACUGGCAGAAGCACAAGAGAAAUGGUGGAACAUGCAGCUUUGGAGGAACUGCUAUGUUGAUAAAUUCUGACCCAAGUUUCCUUCAUUGUCGGUUUAUUCUCAGCUAA